Molecule: messenger RNA, 3122 nt
Organism: Drosophila miranda
Lineage: Eukaryota; Metazoa; Arthropoda; Insecta; Diptera; Drosophilidae
Product: titin
Exons: 3
Coding region: 251-2911 (886 amino acids)
Cellular component (GO): extracellular region
Molecular function (GO): chitin binding
Source: RefSeq, a predicted model, not a curated record
UGUGCAAAGAGCUCCAGCAACAGCAGCAGCAGCAGCAGGCAGUGCGAGUGCAAGCUUUUCGGUUUUUUUUUUCUUUGUUUUUUGGUUUUUUUUUUCGCUUACGCUUGGAUAACAAUUUUGGAUUAAACACCGCCCACACCCCACCCCCCCACACACACGCAAAAAAAUAUAGAAAAAAUACCUAAAAACCCUCUGGAGGAUAAAAAGUGCUUUCAAAAAGUGUCGUAUUUGGAGAUAGUGAAGAAUCAUCAUGCAGAUCGUGUGGAAGACCGUGUGUGUGGUACUCUGCCUCACGGCCACUUGCAACGCAGGACCGCUGACCGGCCACCAGAAGAGAAAGAACCCAGCACGCGAGGAUAAGACACCGGCAACGGCCACGCCCCCGACCUCAGCUGAAGUCCAGGAAAUCCCCAACGAAACGGAAACAGAGUCCGCGGCGGCCACGCCCCUGGGCACUCUGACCCUGCCCAGCAAUGCCACAUCCAUACGGGCGGACAUCACGGACAACUUUUCGUGCGCCAACAAGACCUACGGCUACUAUGCGGAUGUGGAGAACGAUUGCCAGAUCUUCCACGUGUGUCUGCCGGUGACCUAUGCGGACGGCAGGGAGAACACCUUCCGCUGGAGCUUCAUCUGCCCGGAGGAUACGAUUUUCAGUCAAGAAUCAUUCACGUGCAUGCGUCGCGAGGACAUGACCAUCGAGUGCGAGGACAGCGCCCGCUACUACGAGUUGAACGGCAACUUUGGAGGCGCCCCCGUCCAGGAGGAGGAGAAGCAGCAGCUGGAGCAGCAGCAGGUCGCUGAGCCGGAGGAGGAGGAGGAGCAGCAGUCCGCCCCGGCCACGUCCUUCGUCGAGCCAGAACCCAAGCCCGCUGUCGCCCAGCCCUCGAGGCCAGUCAAGGUGCAGGCCAAGCCCAAGCCAAAGCCCAAUCGCCGCAAGCCACAGCCUCAGGCACAGGCCCAGGCCCAGCCCCAGCCCCAGAGGAAGACGCCAGUGCCAGUGGCCCCCGAGGCACAGCGCUUCACCAUGCGGCCCCACAAGCCCCAGCCUCUGGCAGCCGCCCCCGUGCGCAACGAGCUCUUUGCCGGCAUUCGCAAGCGUCCCGCGAUCUUCAACAAGCCCACAACGACCCCAAGGCCCGUGGAGGAGCUGCUGGAGAAUGAGCCGGCUGUCACCGAGGCGCCAGUCUUGCAGCUCAGCGAGCCCCAGCCCACGGUCCAGCUGCAGACGAUGUUCGAGGAGGCCGCAGGAGAAGUGCCGGAGCCGGAGCCGGAGGUGCAGGCCUCGGAGCCAGCGGUGGCCAUAGCGGAGCCGGAAGAGGCCACACCAGAGGAGGCGGCACCCAUAAAGAUGGAAAUAGCAACAGGACUCGAGGAAAUGAAGCCCAUUGAGGCCAUCGAGGAGAUUCCCGCCGUCAUUGUGGAGAGCUUGGAGGGAGAAGGACACCGGGAUACGGAGGAGAAGCCGCUGGUGAAGGAGAUCAAGCCAGCUGCUGUCGAGGAAGAGAAGGAGGUGCCAGCUGCCGAGGAAGAGGAGAAGGCAGUGCCUGCCGCCGAGGAAGAGAAGGAAAAGCCAGCCGCCGAGGAAGAGAAGGAGGUGCCCUCUGCCGAUGAGGAGAAGGCAGUGCCUGCGGCCGAGGAAGAGAAGGAAAAGCCAGCCGCCGACGAAGAAAAGGAAGUUCCAGCCAUCGAGGAAGACAAGGAAGUUCCAGCCGCCGAUGAGGAAAAGGAAAUGCCAGCCAAGGUUGAGGAGAUCCAAGAGGGAAACCGCAACAAGCCCGCCAUUACCGAGACCGACGAGGAGAUCCUCAGCAGCAUUGAAGCCCUCGAGACAGCGCGGCCAGCCGAUGCUCCCGAGAGCAUAGCGGCCACGCCGGAGAUGCACGAGCACAGUCCCCUGGUGGAGGAGAUCCUGCUCGACAACAAGGAGACCCAGGAGUCGCUCGGCGGCUUCAAGCCCGUCGAUCCAGCGAUGGCCGCCGAGGCCGAGCAGCUGAUCACGGACUUCCUCAAUACCCUGAAGAAAAACGAAGAGAAACCCGAGACUGAGCUGGCCACAGCCGCCAUGGACAUGGCCGAGACUCUCGGCCACGAGCUGGACACCAAGCAGUCGCCAGAUGUCUCCAUCGAAGAGGCCAAGCUGCCGGAGCCCGAAAUCGUGGACAAGAACGCCUCGAUCGAGGAGCAGCUGCCGGAGGAGCUGUCGGAGCUUCAGAAGUCCCCGCCAAAGAUCAUGCCCGACUCGCCGAUCAUACAAAUCAUGCAGUACAACCAUCUGCCCAUGGACUAUCAGAUACCCGUGCAGGUGGUUCCCCUUGGGGAGGAGGAGGUGCAGCCACAGGCUCUCGAGGCAGUCCCUGAGGAGGCAACAGCCGCCGCCACGCCUGAGGAGGCAGGCCCCCAGACGGUCGAGGAAGAGCCACUGGGCAUGGCCCCUGCCGCUUAUAUGCCCUCAAUCAGCAUCGAUGAUAUUGUGGAGCUCGUCAAGGAGCGCCUCGAUCAGACGCCCAAGAACCAAGAACAGAUGGCUCCCAUGGAGCUGGUCGUGACACCCGGUGCUGCUGCCCCACUGGCCCUGAUUCAGAGCCCGAAACCCGAGCAGGAGGAGGCCUCGGAGCAGGAGCAGGCCUUGGAGCAGGAGCAGGAGCUGGCCUCGGAGCAGGAGCUGGCCUCGGAGCCGGAGCACGCCUCGGAGCCCGAACAGGAGAUGAUUCUGCCCAUCUACAAGCGCGUCUCGAUGGCCGAGCCGGCCAUGACCAAGGUGCAAACGCUGCCCGUGACUGUGAGCAAGGUGGAAACGGAAACGGACACGGCCAAGGAAUCCCAGUCCCAGUCCCAAGCCGAGUCCCAGUCCCUUGGCAAAAUGGAUGCCCGCAAGCGUAGAUUCCUCUUCCGCGCCGAUGCCAGUUAGGCAUCUCUUCUAGCCAAAUACCCCCCCUCCCUUCCCCCACCCUUCCCAACCCCCCUCUCACGUCCUAGUUCCCCACUCAUUUGCACUUUUAGGCAAGCCUUAUAUUAAUUUAAUUCCUUUGAUUUCCUAGUUUUACACGAGAGUUGAAAUUUAAGCAUAGAAUUGUUGUUCCAACGAGUCAAAGAAACACACACACACACAUUACAAAAAC